AUGUCUUUCCAAAAUUACGAAUUUCAAAACCAGGGUGAUGCGGCUGCGCCUACUGGCGCGCCAGCCCCGACUGACGCCAACAUGACCGGUCAGGGUGACCCAUCGCCCGCACCUUUCAACGGCCAGGCCCCUGGUGAGCCCUCGGCCGCUCCAGUCGCCCCCCAAGGUGGUGAUGGCAAGACUACUCUCUGGAUGGGUGAACUUGAGCCCUGGAUUGAUGAGAACUUCAUCCGCAAUCUGUGGUUCCAGAUGGGCGAGCAAGUCAAUGUGAAGAUGAUCCGGGACAAAUUCUCCGGAAGCAAUGCGGGAUACUGUUUCGUCGACUUUGCUUCUCCUGCUGCUGCCGCCAAGGCCCUCAGCCUCAACGGCACCCCCAUGCCCAACACCACCCGCGCUUUCAAGCUCAACUGGGCUACCGGUGGUGGUUUGGCCGACCGUGGCCGCGACGACCGUGGCCCCGAAUACUCCAUCUUUGUUGGCGACUUGGGCCCCGAAGUCAACGAAUACGUCUUGGUCUCGCUCUUCCAGAGCCGCUUCCCAUCGUGCAAAUCCGCCAAGAUCAUGACCGACCCCAUCAGCGGAAUGUCUCGUGGUUACGGUUUCGUCCGCUUCUCGGAUGAGAACGACCAGCAGCGCGCUCUGAGCGAAAUGCAGGGAGUCUACUGUGGCAACCGCCCCAUGCGCAUCUCCACCGCUACCCCAAAGAACAAGGGCCCUGGUGUCGGUCCUGGUGGUGGCAUGGGAAUGCCCGGUGGUCCUGCCGGUCUGUACCCGCCGAACAUGGGUGGCCCUCCUAUGGGUUUCUAUGGCGCUCCUCAGCCCAUGAACCAGUUCACCGACCCCAACAACACCACUGUGUUUGUCGGUGGUCUUUCUGGCUACGUGACUGAGGAUGAGCUCCGCUCUUUCUUCCAGGGCUUCGGCGAAAUCACCUACGUCAAGAUUCCUCCUGGCAAGGGCUGCGGCUUUGUUCAGUUUGUCCAGCGCCACGCUGCCGAGAUGGCCAUCAACCAGAUGCAGGGAUACCCUAUUGGCAACUCUCGUGUUCGCUUGAGCUGGGGUCGCUCCCAGAACAACUCCGGCCCUGCCGGGACCCCCUACCGUCCUGCUCCCCCGCCACCAAUCUAUCCCAACAUGGGAAUGCCCCCGGCUCACCAGUACGGCAAUUUCGCUCCCAUGAAGUGUGAACACGGAACCGGAGUGCAUGCAGUAUGCGGCGGAAAAAAACACGCAGACUCCCCGUAUCUAAAUACCUCGUUCAUCAAUCCGCAGCAUUAUUUCAGCCAAAAGUCGCUGGGCCAGCUUCCCAUCCUGACCUCGUUCAUCCCCAGUCUGCCGCAGCAGAGCCCGUUUCGAGUGUCUAUACACAGUUGGGAGAAGCCAUGUCCGUCCCGGAUUGUGGAGAGCCUGAUGCAUCCGGAUGACUGCGUCUUGUUCGAGGUGAGAAUCUAUACGGACAAUGUCUGCGUCGCUGGCAGUCUUUUCAGUCCGAGGACAUUUUGGCCGCAUGUGAUAGAAUUGAGUUCCCAGAUGGACAAGAAUGGAAACCAGGAACUAUUACGGUUUCCCACUUUUCACCCAGAAGUUCUGGAUCAGUAUGUCUGGGACGCAGCCGAUACGUAUGGUCGCCUAAGGAUUGUGAUUUCGGAAGGGUUUGCACGGCCUCAUCGCGUUCCUCCCUUUGAAAGAGUCAAGGAUAUCGUUGUGUUUUCGUUCCAACAUGCUCCUCUCACUUGGCCCAAUCCAACCAUGUGGUCUCAACUUCCUACAAAUCUGUUCAGGCAUCAGCUCAAUUACGGAGGUUAUGGUGCUUUUGGCGAUAAUAAAGACCGCCUUGAUGAUCUCCACACGCAUUCGCCCACUCGGCAUGACAGCACGCGUCUUGAGGCGGCGAGAACAAGUGACAAUGGCGGUGGCCAUCACGAUCUCUACUCAGGUGUCCCUCCAUGGGCGCAGAAAUCAUUUGUUCCGGCACCACCACAACCACCGCCACCGAUGAUGAACUGGGCCAACAUUUACGGCGACAGCAGGUUGAAUCUGCAGCCUUCAAAUUUUGGGGGCAUGUAUAAUAACGGGUUCACUGGGCUGGAUCCGUUUGUCGACCCACCGAUGGUGCAGCGUAUCAAUCAGACGCAACGUAGCUUGGACGAUAUCUCCAUGCCAGAUGCUGGUCCAAUGUCUGUGAGCAGCCGCGCCAUGUCGAGCGUCAAUGGAAUGAGUUACGAUCACAGCCAACACGCCAGCUUGGCUGCCUCACGAGAUGACGACAACUAUCAAUUCGUCGAGUUGAUCAGUCCGUCAAAAGCACACCGGGCGUCUUCUGCUGCGCAAAACUCGGUUCCUUCAAUGCCUCCUGUGUCACGGCCGUCAGCUGCUGCUCAGGCUCGCUCCGAGUCUUACUCCAAAGCUACAUCCAAGGUCCCUCAUGUAGAAUCGAAAGACCCAAGGCAGAUUUCGGGUUCCAGUGUUCGAUCGAGUCAAGGUGGGAGUGUUGUCGAGACAAUCACCACUCGGAGACUUCUUGUCAGUCCGAAAGAUCAAGUCAAAGGCAGAAAGGAGGGCAAGGCACUUGCCCAGAAAAGCAGCCAAGUGGGAUCCGAGCCCCCUAGUGAACCAUCGAGCAGAGAGGCGAGUAGAGAAGUGAGCAAGGAAAUAGGCAAAUCGAGCGUACGCCACCCUAAUGUUGUGGUACAUACGACUGAGAGCGUUGUACGUGUAUCCGGUGAAGCAAAGAGAAAACGGCAGGUCAAGGGACCUGACGAGGCGGCGUCUCAGACAAAGGGACGUGUCAAGACAGAGCCGACUGCAGCUCGUGGAGAUGAGACGGCUCUCUUUGCGGGCAGCUUCUCGACACCUCCAAGCUGGCCGCCAAUUCUUCUUCCUAUUCCUCCAGGACUGAGCUUGGAGGAGUCCAGUCGGAAACCACAGGCUUGCUUUGUGCCUAAUCUGGGUGGUGCUGCUGCAGGUGUUUACUCGCAUCUGCCACCGCCUCAGUUUCAGUCUUAUCCGACGGUGGAGGGCAUGGGGCAACAAGGGUUUCCCUCUGUUGGUGUCAAGCCGUUCACACCUCUAUGCUCGCUUGGCCCUGUUGUUUCUUCUUCUUCUUCCUCUCCUUCCGCCUUUGAAAGCAUUGCAAAACCAUACAGCCCCUCUUACCCCUUUGGGGUCACCACCAACUUGUUGGAGCAGCGCCCCGAGCAGAAUGGUUUCAAGCAUGAUCCUCCCGAUGAAGGAGGAAUCAUAAGCUCUAGUAGGUAUUUGAUUCGUCAGAAGAUCGUCGUUGGCCAGCCUCUGCACGAAAUCGACACCAGGAGCUUGUCAGCCAAGCAGGUGCUUUUCUAUUUUGGCGUGCUGACUCUGAAGGAGCCAUGUCUUCAGCCGAGCUUUGAGUACGCCCAGGACCGCUCUGGCAUGUGGUCUGCAAAGCUUGUGCUCUAUCGAGAGUCAAUAAGCAUCCCACGCAUGUUGACCAGGAUGGGCGCCAAAGUAGAGAUUUGCCGUGUGGCGCUGUCGCUUUUGAAGCCUCGCUUUGCCGGUUGGAGGGUUCCAGAUGAGCCGGGUCUGGACCUUACGGCGCCAGAGUGGCUUUGGGGGGCUUUGCUAGAAGACUACGCAUAUGUGAACCAGUUGCCCUGUCCCAUAUUUACGAAAUACAUCCACAAGGAUGGUUAUCGCUACGAGAUUCAAGUUGGUGCCGUUGUUUGCUGGGGAUCGUGCAAGUUUUACAGCAAUGAAGCCGAUGCCGCUGAUGCCGCUGCUCAUCAGGUCUUGUAUCAGUUACUGACAGAGGGCUGCCAUGAGCUUAGCCCUGUGUCUGUACCUGAAGAGCCUGCCCAGACAACAACGCGUGUUCCAGCUGCUGCAGCUCGAAGCGGCAUUGCAAAUAUGAAAAUUAAGAUGGAGCCCGCAUUCGAGAUCGAUACAAGGGUUCCCAAUACUCGUCUCCCGAAGCAGGAAAGGAAGCGACGCCGCGGUGUCGUGUCCAACCUCGUUCCGCUGCAAAACGCUCGUAUCCAGACCCUUGAUCACGACGAUAGGCCUGAGCCGCAGAGCAAGUGGAAAAUUACUCGGCAUGAUUUACUAAAAGAGCUCAGGCCAUUGGGCACCUGGAUUGAGAAAGUCGAAAAAAUGUGCGAACUCCUCCACCUCACCCCCCAAUUCUCAAUUGAAUCCACCCCUCUCCCCAUCCCGACCACCGACCCAGAAGCCCAAACACACGCCGCCUGGGCAACCUUCCAAGACGAUCCCUAUCUCGCGCGUGCCGGCGCCAUUGGCAAAGUCGACGGCGUUGAAACCAGCACGACGGACGCCAAAGAAGCAUGUUGCCGACGCGUGUAUAACUAUCUGAUUGACCUUGUUGAGCAGGAUACGGCGCUGGAAGCAGAGGAGCGGGAGGAGAGGGAGUUUAUUAAAAAUUUUGGAGAGAUUAAGAGGCAGAGACUGGAGGCCGGGGGGUGGAAGGUGCCGUCGGUUCGGUGA
Messenger RNA from Talaromyces rugulosus, 4479 nucleotides. RefSeq lists its product as uncharacterized. Gene Ontology annotation, cellular component: cytosol. Gene Ontology annotation, molecular function: mRNA binding. The record is from RefSeq and is a predicted model, not a curated record. Gene Ontology annotation, biological process: mRNA splice site recognition. NCBI's taxonomy places the organism in Eukaryota, Fungi, Ascomycota, Eurotiomycetes, Eurotiales, Trichocomaceae. The transcript has 12 exons. The coding region runs from base 1 to 4479 and encodes 1492 amino acids.